UUUUUUUGUUGUCUUAAUCAGUUGCGCGUACGCAGUUUGAUCUUAGGUUCUCUGUUGUAAACCGGUGGCACCCAUCCUUCUUCGCCGGCCCGUUCGGCGUUCGAUACCUUUAUUUUUAUCGCCAUCGCGAAAUGAAAGUAUUUCAUAAUACGUAUUCCGAUUACAUCUUUUUUAUAAUAAUACAAUUUUGCGCGUAACGAGCCGCUAAAAUCGAUUUAUCCUCGAGAAUGUCGAUAUAUUUUGUAGUGUGUAGUUCACGGGGUCAUUCUACCCAGAAAAUAAUGCUUUUUUAGAAAUUUUUUUAUCGAUUCAAUCGUUGCGUGGAAAAUUACCUGUUCGAGUGUAUUUUUAAUAUACUUACUGUGGCGGUGCGAUUUUAUUUUGUAUAUUUUUCCAGUGUUGAAGUUAUGAAAGCUGUGGUGUUGUGUUGAUGAGUGUGAAGAAGAAGAGGUAGUUGAUGUAGUUAUAAAAGGAACCUGGUGCGGAUAAUGUUAUCAAUAUGGUUAACAGUGAUAUUGGUUAGCGUCAGCGAAUAUUAUUCAAUUUUGGCAGAAGUACACGUUGGUACAGCGAUCAACGUGUUCAGUCGGUACGGGUAUUUAAGCAUUAGUAUGAGGGUGAUACCGAGAAAUGAUUCGGAUAGAUCGUGGAUCUUUCGUGAACCUACCGUUGAAGUUUUCGCCAAUAUGUCAAAUGAGGAGAACAUAAAAAGAAGCGUUAACAAAAAUGAAGCAUUCAAAGGUGACUUUCACAUGGAAUUUUGUGACAAUGUAAUACAGCUUUUACAAGCAUAUUUUCGAGAUUUCUCGGUGGAAAGGCUAGAAAAACCGUGGAAAGCGUUCACGGCGAGUUGGUCAAAGAAUAUUGUUGCCAGAAAUUUAGGUAUUAGCUCAUCGUACGUAAACAAUUUGCACGAUAAUUGUUUCGUUUUAAUUAGAGUGGCCAGGCACCGAGAAGUUGCAACGAUGUCGUCUAUUGACAGAAUGACGCCAGAUGAAAUUAUCGUUGACGAUUCCGUGCAGAAACAAAUUGAAGAUAUUAAAGUUGGCGACUCAUCCAGCGUUGUAGAAUUUAUUAGGAGUUUUGGCUCUCAUUACAUAACUUCAUAUGUUACCGGAAACGCUUUAUAUCAAGUAUUCGUUUACGAACCAGAACGAUAUAGAAUAAUAAAAGAAAGACUAAGAAAGAAAGGUAUCGAUAAAAUACCAUCUUCGGAACUAACAGAAUAUUUUUCACCUUUAAAUGCUCGACAUAUUGGACGAAUAUUAUCAGCCAGUGGAAACGAAACCGUUGAAAGUUGGGCAAGCAGAAAACUCCAAAUGUCAUUUUUCCCAGUGCCUUAUCCUAGUUUGUUAAAAUUGCAUUCUAAUUCUAAAUUAUUGUACGAAUUAAAUGGACUACUCGGCAACGAAGCUUUACUAAGACUAGAUUUAAAAACAUUAGCUCCAGCAUUUAAAGAUAUUCGUAAGCGAGAUUGGUUUCAUCAGGUUCUAGACAAUCACUUGAGAUUAUGGGAAGUGAACAUGUGAUACGUGUGUGUAUUGUGAAUUAUGUAUACUAAGUUACGCGAGUUCGAGUUUGUGUUUAUGAAAUGAUAGUCACGAUUAAAGAGUGAUUAAACUUAUUUAGAUGAAGGAAAAAGUGUUGUAGAUUUUUUGUUUUUAUUUUGAAGCAUGCUACUUUUGAUUAGGAAACGUUUUGGAAACAGAGAUUAAAUUUGGACAUACGAUACCUACGUAGGAACUCGCAAUAUUAUAGUUUAAGGCGAAUAUUUUACUUUGACUAUAUCGUGUUUGUUCCUUAUUUGUGAUAUUUUGUAGAUAAUAUGUUAUAAAUUAUAGUGCAGGUACUUACACCUAAAAUGUUUAUCAAUUCAAGCUCUUUAGACUCGGGCAAAUCACGAUGUAUAAACAAAGAUAAGUACUUACUUAAAAAAAAAAAAACUAUAAGCUUGAAAAGAGUAAUUUGAAUCAGAUUAUACCUACCUAUGUUAUGUUCAACUUCUAUUUUAUUUAUACGGUGAUCAAAAUAGGAGCUUAUGUGAUUGUAUUUUAUAAAUUAAAAGUAUCUUCUAUGUAUCAUCGGU
Molecule: messenger RNA, 2086 nt
Organism: Planococcus citri (citrus mealybug)
Lineage: Eukaryota; Metazoa; Arthropoda; Insecta; Hemiptera; Pseudococcidae
Gene: tsl
Product: torso-like
Exons: 5
Coding region: 489-1529 (346 amino acids)
Source: RefSeq, a predicted model, not a curated record